UAAUACCCGUGGUCGAGCCGUAAAUUUUGUUCUUCCAGCUUCGCUCGACUGCAUCGCCAGCUCGCAUCGUCUCCCUUGUGUCGUGCGACCGCCCUCACUCGCCUCCGACGGCAUCUCUCCACUCCACAGGGCCUCUGUAUCUGUUUUUGUCUCUUCGUCUGGCCGCUCCCGCGAUUCUUCGCCUUUGCGUGGCCUUCUACCGCGCGACGCGUUUUCCACGGCCCGAACCGCUCAGAAGACGUCAAAGGUCUCGCCACUACGAUCCGUACCGCACCAACGCCUAGCGGUCGCCGAGCGCUCUCCUCCUACCCUCGGGACCCGGUGACGAUAGAGUAGAUGCGGAAGUCGCACGUCUGGGCGACAUCCGCGAUCUUACGACAUCCCAAGCCGGCAGGAUGAGUAACCGCCAUCUGCCGGCUGGGCAGAACAUACACCACCAGGGCGGAGGCCCUGGCGGCGUCCCUGGAGCCGACAUGGGCAGCGGCCCCGGAGGCAACCCUCGCAGGAGGCAGCCUCAGUACAUGCCGCAGUAUCAUCAGCAGCACAUGAGCCCCGUCUAUUCCGGCUAUAUGCCAUAUGGCGCGCCGCAAGCAUACUAUGGAAUGCCGCCUCAGUUUCAAAACGGAGGCAUGCCUUCGCCAGGAUACAUGCCACCAUAUCAGGGCUAUCCAGCAAGAUCGCCGCCAAGCAUGCAUCAGUACGUCCCUAUGGUUGGCGUCAGCAUUCCCCCGAGCUAUCCUCGUCCUUCGCAACAACAGUCGCCUAGUCUCUCUACCGCAUAUCAGCCUCCGCCGGCACCGGCCCCAAUACCACCGCAAACUCCUUCAUCUACACAUUCCUCGCAGAUGCUUCCGCCUCCAACUCCCCCCACGCCGCAACAUAUCGAGCAAGCCGUUGUGCCGCCGCCGCCGCCACCGCAAAAACUCGAAAGCCCACCGACCAUCGAACGUCAGCCUUUCCGACCACCUCUACCAUGGUUAUCGCGACCUGAUGCUGAAUUCCCUUCCCGAACUCCCCGGUCUCGGCGACGAAGAAAGCCGUUGAAUGCUGACAGCGCCGCGGUCUCGCUGCCCGCCGACCAACCGCUGAGUGCUGUCGACGAUGUGAAGGUGCCUCCACAAGCCGUGAACGGAGCAGCUUCGCAGGCUUCAUGCGUUGACGUGCAGUCGAGGAACACACCUGACGUCACGGCUACACUAUCAGAAGCAGCCACAGUGACGAAGUCGCCCGUCGCCGCAACUACUCGUUCGGCAACAUCAGCAGUCCCCGUGGUGCCAGCUCUACCGCGACCGACAUCCAAGCCCUCCAGUGCUGAUGGAAAGACGCAAAAUGUCGAGACUCAACCACUCAGCGAGAAUAUCCCCGACAUGACCAACGGUACUGCUCUAGAGCCCAGUGACGCGUCAGAUGCUGGCAACACGCCUAAUUUGACCGCCAGUCCUCCAGUCAAGGCCGCCCCGACCAGCUGGGCAAACCUCUUCGCCAAGUCCGCUUCCAAGGGCAGCUCGGCUUCCCCCACGGUAAACGGAACAUCACAUACGGCUAAUGGCGGCGAAUCUGAAUCGCCUGGGCCCGUUGCGGGUUCAAACUUCUCCAAAUCCAAUGCCGACUCCCUCGCUGAGGCGGUUCGUGCAUACAGCGUUGAGAACGGCGACGAUAUUCCCUUUCUCGAGCCGCGUGGCCUCAUCAACACCGGCAACAUGUGUUAUAUGAACUCUGUUCUUCAAACCCUUAUGUUUUGCGUUCCAUUUCACGACUUCCUAGGUCAGGUCAGCAAGAGAGCUGUCCACAGCUUCAAGAGUGACACCCCACUCAUAAAUGCCAUGAUCAUGUUCAUGCAUGAGUUCAAGUCCCUUGCGUCGGCCUCAUCACCUGAACAGCUCGGACGUACGUUGAAGACCGAGGAUCUUGAGAAGUAUGGCGAGCCUUUCACUCCCGAGUUCGUGUAUGAAGCAAUAAGGCAGCUUUCACGAUUUGCGAGUAUGAGGCGUGGCCACCAACAGGAUGCGGAAGAGUUUCUCGGCUUCCUCCUUCAAUCCCUAGAUGACGAAUUUACCCAGGUCAUGACCAGUCCACAGGUCAAUGACUCUGAGACCGGAUCUGUGGAUUUGACAGCGAGCCAGAGUUCGGCGGAUCCCUCAGGCGACUGGCUUGAGGUCGGCCGCAAGCAACGCGCGGCUGUCACGCGAUCAUCCGGUUCCAACUCGUCUACACCAAUCAGCAAGAUCUUUGGAGGCCUCCUUCGAUCCGAGUUCCGCGUGCCAGGGCUUAAGGACUCUAUUACGACCGAACCAUAUCAGCCGCUCCAGCUCGAUAUUGGGUCACCAGAUGUUCGAAACGUCGUGGACGCCCUUCGGGGCCUGACACGUCCCGAACGCCUCCAGGGCGACUUCAACUCGCCUCGUGGUAAGGAUGUGGUGGCCACGAAGCAAGUGUUCAUCGAGUCGCUGCCGCCAGUGCUCAUCCUACAUCUCAAGCGCUUCCAAUUUGACGCCGAAGGCCACGGCACCAUCAAGAUAUGGAAGAAGGUCGGCUAUCCUCUGGAGCUUGAGAUUCCACGGGAGGCUCUGUCCAGGCAGAAACGUCAGACUAUGGGCGAGGGGGCGAUGCCCAAGUACAAGCUUUUCAGCGUGGUAUAUCAUCACGGUAAGAAUGCAAGCGGCGGCCACUACACCGUAGAUGUUCGCAGGCAAGACGGCCGAGAAUGGAUCCGCAUGGACGAUACUGUUCUCCGCCGCGUACGCAGCGAAGACGUCGCCGAAGGUGGCUCAGAAGAGGAAGUCAAGGAGUCUCGCAAGGAUAACGCAUCGACUGGCACAGCCAACAGAUUUGGUGCCAUGAACGACGAGGACACCGGUGACGAUGACGGUUGGAAGCAGGUCACAGCUUCAGCUGGCGGCAACAAACGCUGGAGCAGUGUUGUCAACGGCACGAACGGAAGCGCAAAAGAGAAGCAAGUCAAGGAGAGCAUCAAGGACAACAAGGUCGCUUAUCUGCUGUUCUAUCAGCGCAUGUAAGGCGACACGCACUUCGAAAAGGAUCUCUACGACGAGCGCUUUGCUGCGUUUGAAGACCUGUGUGGUAACAUCUGGAGCGGAGAAGGUGGAUGUGGCGGUUACGACUGGGAUGCGGAAUCUAAGGCGCGGAAACGGUUAUGAGCAAUGACGAUGGCCUUGGCACCCAAAGGCUCUUGCUUAGGCGCGCUGGUAUCCGCACCCCGAUUGUCGUGUUGUUGAAGGUCUAUCUAGAAAGGAUGGUGAAGCGGUGUGUGCAGACGUCGUUCCGCUCAGCUUGAACUCGGAAACAUCACCGGAGCUCAGCUCACGGAUGACGUCUCGCCAGCCUUGUCGAUAUGCCCACCGCGACAUCUUCCCUGGAAUAGGGGAGGGUUCGGCCGGCUGUACAGUAAGUAUUAUGCAUCUGGAAUAAUGAAAGCGCUGUAAAGCACGAGAUGAAGCAGGUGAACCGUGAGUUGUGGACAGGUCAAUGAGUCUUGAGGGUUGAGACAUUGUCUAUACAUGGUAUGGG
Purpureocillium takamizusanense is the source of this 3528-nucleotide messenger RNA. Its product is annotated as Ubiquitinyl hydrolase 1. Lineage: Eukaryota; Fungi; Ascomycota; Sordariomycetes; Hypocreales; Ophiocordycipitaceae. Gene Ontology annotation, molecular function: cysteine-type endopeptidase activity; cysteine-type deubiquitinase activity. Gene Ontology annotation, biological process: protein deubiquitination. The record is from RefSeq and is a predicted model, not a curated record. The transcript has 5 exons. Gene Ontology annotation, cellular component: cytosol; nucleus. Bases 396 to 3017 code for a protein of 873 amino acids.